This is a messenger RNA of Notothenia coriiceps (black rockcod), 642 nucleotides long. RefSeq names its product lethal(3)malignant brain tumor-like protein 2. The annotation marks the transcript as partial. The record is from RefSeq and is a predicted model, not a curated record. Gene Ontology annotation, biological process: negative regulation of DNA-templated transcription. The transcript has 6 exons. NCBI's taxonomy places the organism in Eukaryota, Metazoa, Chordata, Actinopteri, Perciformes, Nototheniidae. Gene Ontology annotation, molecular function: chromatin binding. Gene Ontology annotation, cellular component: nucleus.
GGAAAGCCCCCCACAAAAAAAGCCACAGUGCUGAGCAAAGUGAACAAAGCCCCAGCACAGGAGGCAUCUCCUGCAGGUUUUGAAUGGGGCGCCUACAUGGAGAAGGAGGCGGCUCUCGCUGCUGCCGUUUCCUGCUUCAGACACGCUCCCCUGUGUGCUCAGUGGGACGACAUCUCUCUGGGGAUGAAGGUGGAGGUCCUGAACACAAACGCUGUCCUGCCCAGUAAAGUCUACUGGAUCGCUUCUGUCAUCCAGAUCGCAGGAUAUAAAGCUCUGUUGAGGUACGAAGGCUUUGAGGAAGACAGCAGCCAUGACUUUUGGUGCAGCCUGGUUUCUGCAGAGCUGAACCCGAUCGGAUGGUGCGCCAUGACUAGCAAACUGCUGGUGCCCCCACAAGACGUGAAGCAGCACAUCCCAGAUUGGAAAGAGUAUCUGAUGAAGACGCUGGUGGGGACCCACACUUUACCUGUGGACUUCUACCUGAAGUUGGGAGAGAGCAUGCGGACCUCCUUCAGAGUUGGGAUGCGGGUGGAGGUGGUCGACCCGAAGCACGUGAGUCGGACUCGGCUGGCGGCGGUCCACUCGAUCAGAGGGGCCGNUAGGGGAGACAGGGGAGAACUGGGACAGGGGUUGGCAGGAUAA